AUAUUUUAAUAUUAAAAAUUUAGGUCUCCAAAUUUUCUCCCUCCCUCGACAAUCGCGUCUCGGUUCGCCGUCUAGCCAUCUGAUCGCUCGGCUUCCUCUAAAUCGGCGUCUCCAUUUCUCUUGGUUCCUCUCAAUCACCGUCUCCAUCUCUCUCGGCUUCCUCUCAAUCUCCGCUGAUUUCGUUUCCGACUCUCUCCCUGCCGCCGUCUCCGACUCUCUCCUUAUUCUCUCACUCCAGUAAUUUCUCCACCCACUAGAAGAGCUCUCUCUGUCUCUGCAAUUUCUCCACCCACCUUCCAAAUCCGCCGCAUCGAAUUUCUUCGACCUCCCGGACUCGGCCGGCGUCAAGGCGGUGGAGUUUCGAAUUGGAUUGGGUGAAACCCACCUUGACGGAGACCAGUUUGCUUUUACACGUAAUUGGCAACAAAUGUGACACUUAUCUUGAUGAUGGGUGGCUGUAGAUAAACACCAAUUUGUGAUAUGCAAUGGACAGUUUGCAAAAGAAAUGUGAGGAUGUUGAUGACCCAGUUCCCAUUGAAAAGUGUUCUUGUUCGCAUUGGACUUAAUGGAACCAUGCUUCAAGUUGUUUCUCUGUCAUCUUUGACACCUGACAGUCUAAUUACCACCGUACUUAACUGUAGAAGCCCUUGGAAAGCACUUGAAUUCUUCAAUGCGGCACCAGAGAAGAAUAUUCAGCUUUACUCAGCAAUCAUUCAUGUCUUAGUUGGAUCCAAGCUACUUUCCCAUGCCAGAUAUUUGCUAAAUGAUCUCGUACAAAACCUCGUAAAAUCUCACAAGCCUUACCAUGCAUGUCAGUUAGCAUUCAGUGAGUUGAGUCGCUUAAAAUCCUCAAAAUUUACUCCCAAUGUUUAUGGCGAGUUAAUCAUUGUCUUAUGUAAGAUGGAGCUUGUAGAAGAAGCUUUGUCGAUGUACCACAAAGUUGGGGCGGCACUCACGAUACAGGCUUGUAAUGUACUUUUAUAUGUUUUGGUUAAGACUGGGAGGUUUGAAUUGUUAUGGAGGAUUUAUGAAGAAAUGAUUUCCAAUGGGUUGUCUCCUAGCGUUAUCACUUUUGGCACCCUAAUUGAUGGUUGCUGCCGUCAGGGAGAUCUUUUAAGGGCACAAGAAAUGUUUGAUGAAAUGAGAGUGAAAGGAAUUGUGCCAACAGUUAUCGUGUACACCAUUCUUAUUCGUGGGCUUUGCUCAGACAACAAAAUAGAGGAAGCAGAGAGUAUGCAUAGAGCAAUGAGGGAAGUCGGGGUGUAUCCGAAUGUGUAUACUUAUAACACUUUGAUGGAUGGGUACUGCAAGUUGGCCAAUGCAAAACAAGCUCUUAGAUUGUAUCAAGAUAUGCUGGGUGAAGGUUUGGUGCCAGAUGUUGUAACAUUUGGCAUUUUAAUUGAUGGACUCUGCAAAUUUGGAGAGAUGAAGGCUGCUCGAAAUCUUUUUGUGAAUAUGAUUAAAUUUAGUGUUACUCCUAACAUAGCUGUCUAUAAUUCUUUGAUCGAUGCUUACUGUAAGGUAGGAGAUGUUUCUGAAGCAAUGGCUUUGUUUUUGGAGCUGGAAAGAUUUGAAGUUUCGCCCGAUGUGUUUACAUACAGUAUACUUAUUAGAGGUCUCUGUUCGGUGAGUCGAACUGAAGAAGCAGGUAACAUAUUUGAGAAAAUGACGAAAGAGGGAAUUCUAGCAAACUCUGUUACAUAUAACUCAUUAAUUGAUGGGUGCUGCAAAGAAGGCAAAAUGGACAAGGCACUGGAAAUCUGCUCCCAAAUGACUGAAAAUGGUGUCGAACCCAAUGUGAUCACUUUCUCAACGCUGAUUGAUGGGUAUUGCAAGAUAAGGAACUUGCAAGCUGCUAUGGGCAUAUAUUCAGAAAUGGUUAUCAAAAGCCUUUCUCCUGAUGUGGUUACUUAUACAGCAAUGAUAGAUGGGCAUUGCAAAUAUGGUAGCAUGAAAGAGGCUCUUAAACUCUAUAGUGAUAUGUUGGAUAAUGGCAUUACCCCAAAUUGUUACACUAUCAGUUGCUUAUUAGAUGGACUUUGUAAAGAUGGCAAAAUUUCAGAUGCACUCGAACUUUUCACGGAAAAGAUUGAAUUUCAGACACCCAGGUGCAAUGUUGAUGCAGGAGGAAGCAAGCCUUCACUCACAAAUCAUGUUGCUUAUACCGCUUUAAUCCAUGGAUUGUGUCAGGAUGGGCAAUUUUCUAAGGCAGUGAAGUUGUUUUCAGAUAUGAGACGUUACGGUUUGCAACCAGAUGAAGUGAUUUAUGUAGUCAUGUUACGAGGGCUCUUCCAAGUUAAAUACAUCCUGAUGAUGCUACAUGCAGACAUGUUAAAAUUUGGUGUUAUCCCGAAUUCAGCUGUCCACGUGAUAUUAUGUGAGUGUUAUCAAGAGAGCGGAUUUCUGAAAUCGGCUCAAAAUUGUUCCAAGGAUCUUGAGGAAAAUCUACAUGGAUGAGGCUAUCUUGCUGUGACUAGAAAAGUUUUAAGCAUCCUCACUGUCUUCCUCAUGAAGCCAAGUAAAAUAAAAGUGACCAAGAAAACCAGCCCAUUCUCUCUUUUGCAAACACGCUGGAGCUUGAUAAAGCCUACUCUUGUUGAUUCAUAUGGAGCUCAAUACUCUCACAAGUUCGGAUCAUAUUUUUUAUUGGGAAAUUGAGAAAUUGGUUGGAGAUGAAGGGAGGUGGUUUUCUACAAUGAAGAUUGAAGAGAGUUUCACUACUGAUCCUGAGGAAGAUAAAGAAUCAGAAAACCGACAACAAAUCACUAAAGAAAUGGUUUGAAAAGGUAAGAAGUUGGAUAAUCAUCCCAUUAUAUUAGAGAGUAUGAAAGACUAACUGAACUUUUUUUCCCACUUAAAAGUAUCUAAUUGUUAAUCUUUUAAUAUAUGGUUCAAAAAAUGCUGGCAACAGUAAUUUAAAGCCAUGAACUUUAAAAUAUUAUCUACUUAUUUGUCACUUCAUGGUUUUCCUUUGUAUAUACUUAUUCGUCAAAUUCUUGUGAGAAGAUGAUAUUUGGCUUUGUAGUGCUAUUGUCCAACUUUCUUAAAUAACUUUGAAAGGGAACGAGUAUCAUGUCGCUAUGUAUUUUCGUAUAAUUCUACAUUUAAAAUUGAAAUUUAUAUGAAUAAAAAAUUUGAUUUACAAACUAA
This is a messenger RNA of Cucumis sativus (cucumber), 3150 nucleotides long. Its product is annotated as pentatricopeptide repeat-containing protein At5g61400. The record is from RefSeq and is a predicted model, not a curated record. The coding region runs from base 481 to 2457 and encodes 658 amino acids. Gene Ontology annotation, molecular function: protein binding. The transcript has 4 exons. NCBI's taxonomy places the organism in Eukaryota, Viridiplantae, Streptophyta, Magnoliopsida, Cucurbitales, Cucurbitaceae.